AUUUUAGAUAUAAUAAUAAAAUACAAUGUCCAGACGAAGCCAAGAUAUUCCAAUACGUCCACGGUACGGCUAUACAACUGAAACAGAGGAAGCAGCAGGCGAUAUUCAUCAUAAUAUGUCGCAUCAGCGAGGGAACAACAGAGUAACACCCGCUUCUUAUUCAGAGAUUCCAUUCCUGGCGCAGUACCCGCACAAUGUUGUGCAAGAUAUUACACCCACAGCUGUAAAACUUCCGCCAACAGAUAGUGGAAGCGAGAGCUAUGUCAACUUAGACUCUGGAGAGGAAGAUGAUGAUGAAGAUCCCAGCAAUAGCAGCUCUAAGGACAGCUCGAACGAGCUGAAUAGAGGAAAACCAAAAUCAUUUCAAUCAAAAUUACCAUAUGAACUGGAUAGCAAUACGAACGACGCUACUAGAAGUACGGGUGGCAUGCAUCAUUUUGUAGCAUACAACCUAGAAGCAAAACUGCGUGCUACGACCGAGAGUGUUGCUUCCGAACAGGCAACGCGAUCGUCAUUGAACGCACCGAUCUCAAGAUUUCUACAAUCGAAAAAUAUACCCCAAGUGGAUGGCAGUGUUCUAAGCGACAUUGAGCUCGAGGCACAAUAUUUGGCCACAUCUGUAGAUAAUUUAGUUGAGAAUCUUGGAAACUUGUUGCACUCUAUAUCUUCUAUAACUGCUGAUAAUGUUGACGUUCACAAAAAUGCAGUGAAAAAGCUUACAGACGCCUUAGACGCAAAUAUUAAAUGCCAAUACCAAUUGCUGGCUAAAACUGAGGAGAUUACAAAAUCUAUGCGACCUACCGAGCAGCUAGCUCAGCGCAUACGAGAAAUAAAGCGUCUAGUGGAUAUGUUAGACAGCACAAUGUAGGACGUCGCUGACAGUAAAAAUGUCGUGAGCUAACAGCAGCUGAGUAUUGAAUAUUAUUGUAUGCUUAGUGAUAUUAUUUAAUCAUACAUUACCUAGUCAUAUUUUAAGGCUACUAUUAAAGUUUUAACCAUUCUAAAAUGUAUCUUGCAGAAAGAAAUUUUUUAGUUCACAAGGGACUCGCCUGGGGGCAUUUUAAUCUACACAUCAGUUGGAGUCCUAUUUGCCAUAAGUCACUAAAGUUCAAAUAAUAUCACCUGAGUAUGAAGAUCGGGGAAAUGAAAAU
Molecule: messenger RNA, 1151 nt
Organism: Drosophila busckii
Lineage: Eukaryota; Metazoa; Arthropoda; Insecta; Diptera; Drosophilidae
Gene: BORCS6
Product: BLOC-1-related complex subunit 6
Exons: 4
Coding region: 26-868 (280 amino acids)
Biological process (GO): lysosome localization
Cellular component (GO): BORC complex
Source: RefSeq, a predicted model, not a curated record